Manihot esculenta (cassava) is the source of this 2391-nucleotide messenger RNA. RefSeq names its product cytochrome P450 85A. Gene Ontology annotation, biological process: sterol metabolic process. The transcript has 9 exons. The coding region runs from base 848 to 2242 and encodes 464 amino acids. Gene Ontology annotation, molecular function: monooxygenase activity; oxidoreductase activity, acting on paired donors, with incorporation or reduction of molecular oxygen; iron ion binding. The record is from RefSeq and is a predicted model, not a curated record. NCBI's taxonomy places the organism in Eukaryota, Viridiplantae, Streptophyta, Magnoliopsida, Malpighiales, Euphorbiaceae.
CCACCGAAGAGCUACCCCAAUUGAAAUUUUGCAAAUUUAUGGCAAGCAAAUGAGAUAAUGUUGGUCCAAAACAAGAAGUCAAUACUCAAAACAACAGUAUGGUGAUGGUUCUCAAGGAAAUACAGUCCACAACUUGAAACAGAAGCAAGGGUCAGGUCAAGAGCAGGUCCAAGUUUAGAAGUUGCAGUUAGAGUGGAACCAAAAACUCUAUCUUCACUUGUUCACAUGGUAACUAGGAACCUGUCUUGCAGUGGUAUUUAUAAUUCCAUUUGCACAGAUCUUGUUGACAGGCAUCAGCCAUGUGAACUGUGAAGAGGGUACUGCCCUUUUCUUUUAGGUCCAAUGGGGUUGUGUGCAUGUGCCUUACUCCUUGGUUAGGUCUUUUCUCUCCAGUUUUUAUACCAAUAAUACCCAAAUCAUUUCUUGGAAGCACCAACAUCCAGCAUAAACAACUCUCCCUCUCCACAAAAUAUCAUUUAAAAAAGAAAAAGAAAUCAUUUUUCGCAUAUAAUACAAACAUUCGUGCCUUGAAUCUUCGAGGGUCGAGUUCAAAUAUCUGUUGAGUCAAAGUGGUUGGCUCAGUAAAAAAACUUUUGGGUUAAAAUAUUUUUGCUCAUUUAAUUUCUCUGUAAUGCUUUUAUUACCCUCAGGGAUUAGAGUAGGGUCCUCUCUUCCUUGUAGGGUGCAUGGUUUGGUCUAUCUGGCUAUCCUCCCCCCAUCCGGCCAUCCCCCCUUUGAUGUUCAUGUACACGCUUAUAUAUAUAUGCACACAUGAGCAGCGAGCAAGGCCAUACCAUUUACAGCUCUCUGUGAAGUGGGCUUGGAGUUUUUUUCAUUGAAAGCAUCAAUGGCUGUUUUCAUAGUGUUUCUUGUGAUAUUUCUCUUGCUGCUCUGUAUCUCCUCUGCUUUGUUGAGAUGGAAUGAGGUGAGAUACAGGAAGAAAGGCUUGCCUCCAGGUACUAUGGGUUGGCCAGUUUUUGGAGAGACUACCGAGUUUUUAAAGCAAGGUCCAAACUUCAUGAAAAAUCAGAGAGCAAGGUAUGGCAGUUUUUUCAAAUCCCACAUUCUUGGAUGCCCUACUAUUAUCUCCAUGGAUCCAGAGCUGAAUAAGUACAUUCUCAUGAAUGAAGCAAAAGGGCUUGUUCCUGGUUAUCCUCAGUCCAUGCUAGACAUCUUAGGCAACUGCAACAUUGCAGCGGUUCAUGGCUCCACUCACAAGUAUAUGAGAGGUGCACUUCUUAGCCUCAUUAGCCCCACCAUGAUCAGACAACAACUUUUGCCCACAAUUGAUGAGUUCAUGAGAAAUCACCUCAGCCAUUGGGAUAACAAAAUCAUUGACAUCCAACAGAAAACCAAAGAGAUGGCACUUCUCUCCUCACUAAAGCAAAUUGCUAGCCGUGAUUCUAGCUCAAUGUCUCAAGCUUUUAUGCCUGAGUUUUUCAAGCUGGUUUUAGGCACUCUUUCAUUGCCAAUCGACCUUCCUGGCACAAAUUAUCGUCGGGGAUUUCAAGCUAGGAAGAGUAUUGUGAGCAUGUUGAGACAACUAAUAGAAGAACGAAGAGCAUCGAAAGAAACCCACCAAGACAUGCUUGGUUGCCUGUUGAAAAGUGAAGAGAGCAGAUACAAAUUAACUGAUGAAGAAAUAAUUGAUCAAAUAAUCACCAUUUUGUACUCAGGUUAUGAGACAGUUUCUACUACUUCAAUGAUGGCCGUCAAAUACUUGCAUGAUCACCCCAGAGUUCUCCAAGAACUAAGAAAAGAGCAUUUAGCAAUUAGAGAAAAUAAAAGGCCUGAGGAUCCUAUUGACGUAAACGACCUUAAAUCUAUGCGUUUUACUCGUGCGGUGAUUUUUGAGACCUCAAGAUUGGCUACAAUUGUUAAUGGGGUUUUGAGGAAGACCACUAAAGAAAUGGAACUAAAUGGAUUUGUGAUUCCAGAAGGGUGGAGAAUCUAUGUCUAUACUAGGGAGAUAAACUAUGAUCCCUUCUUAUAUCCAGAGCCAUUAUCCUUCAAUCCAUGGAGAUGGCUGGAGAAGAGCUUGGAAUCUCAAAACUACAUGUUCAUUUUUGGAGGAGGAACUAGGCAGUGUCCUGGAAAGGAACUGGGAAUUGCAGAAAUCUCUGCUUUUCUUCACUACUUUGUAACUAGAUACAGAUGGGAAGAAGUUGGGGGAGACACUCUAAUGAAAUUUCCAAGAGUUGAAGCACCCAAUGGGCUACGCAUCAGAGUCUCGUCUUGCUAACUAAUCCAUGAAUGUACAUAAGAGAUAUAUAGCAAUUAUCAGAAAAGUGGAUAGGGAUGUAAAAUGUUGUUCUAACAGAUAAGAAAGCGAGGACGCUGAACAUUUCCAUUUUUGGCAAUGAACAACUUGUGAUCUUCUUCUUCUUCAAA